Messenger RNA from Vigna umbellata (rice bean), 1230 nucleotides. NCBI's taxonomy places the organism in Eukaryota, Viridiplantae, Streptophyta, Magnoliopsida, Fabales, Fabaceae. The record is from RefSeq and is a predicted model, not a curated record.
UAACCAAAAAACAUGGAUCUUGAAAUAGCGUGUAAGUUACAGUAGCGGCGAUAGGAAGCACGUAGUAGUGAAUGUGAACGUGUGUGUAGAGUACAAAAUGAUCACGAACUGAAAUAUGAACUGAAACUUAGAACAAGUAAGAUCCACGUGGACCCCACUUAACAAAAAAUCUUGUUUCCCAAUUUCACAAACUCAACUCCAAUUUUUCCUUUGCUUUUCUUUUCUUCCUUUCCUAAUUUCUCUUCUCUCAUCUUCAUCUCCAAUCCAAUCCAUUCCAAUUCUCAUGGAUUCCCUUCCUUCCGUCUCGCCCUCCAUGGUCCUCCCUCCUAGCCACCCUUUCCCCGCUCCCUCCGCGCUUCCCUCUCUGCCCGAACCCGAACUCUCGCCGCCGCCCACCUGUCCGUCUCCGCACACUCGCCGGCGACGGCAACCGACGACGACCUCGCAAAGGGCUCUCCACAUGGACGGCGCCAUUUAUUCCAGCCACCCAACGAGUUUUGUCAAACGCGUCUCCUCACCUCCUACGACAUCGCCGCAACCUCCAGCUGCGUCCUUCGAUUCAGCAGCUUAUUCAGUUUUAGAUGCCAACCCUUGGAGAGAGACUUCGAAGCCGUGUGAUGUACUCACGCAAAAGGAAAAUCAAUUGUGCACAAUGAAGACCCGCAGAAAUAGAAGGUUGGUGAGGGUUGAAAUAGAACUGGGAAUUGUUGUUUUCUAAGGAGGCAAGUGGGGAUCUGGAAUUGGAAAUCAGUCCAAACAGGCGAGGGGAGGGACUACUAAGUUUCAAAUGCUUGUGGAAGAUGUUAGAGAGGGAGUACUGGUAUUUGAAGAUGAAAAUGAGGCAGUAAAGUAUUGUGAACUUCUAGAAGGCGGUGGUCAGGUUGUGAGGGUGUUUGCCGAGAUAGAAGCCUCAUCGGUACAAAUAACUGACCAAUUAUCAUUUGUCAUGUUCUUUUUCUGUUGCUUGGAAACAAUGUACCACAACAUUUGCUAUUGUUCUUGCAGUAUUUUGAUCUUUGGCCAGAAAAUGAGGGCUCUUGCAGUUCUAUUCCGCAGAGGGAGGACACCUCCUCUUCCUGAAAGUCUUAAACUCAAUCUGCGAGCUCGUAAAAGGUUCCUUGAAGAUCAAGAUGAUUUGAUGUGAAAUUCAUAUUCCCUUUUGAUGAGAGCAAGCAUCUGUGCUAAUUGCUAAUAUUCUUAGCCCCAACGGAACAAAAAUAAUGUAUUUCA